Molecule: messenger RNA, 1659 nt
Organism: Panicum hallii
Lineage: Eukaryota; Viridiplantae; Streptophyta; Magnoliopsida; Poales; Poaceae
Product: chaperone protein dnaJ 10-like
Exons: 8
Coding region: 264-1361 (365 amino acids)
Source: RefSeq, a predicted model, not a curated record
CAAGGGAGCCAGGCGCGGAGUGGGCCCGGCGCAGGAGCCUUUUCUCCCAUGUUGACCGCACCAUCGCAUCAACUGACGCCCACCAUCUCCGGACUCCCGGCCAGGUGCGCGCCUCGGCCUCUCCGACUCUUCCUUUCUUCUCUCUCUCGCCUCCGGCGACGGCCAGGAACCCCGAUCUCGGAGUCCUCCCCGUCGCGGCGUUGUUCGUUGGCGGUUCGGUCGCCGUUUGAUCCGAGGAAGAAGGGAGGGAGCCGGGAGCCGAAAUGGUGAAGGACAGUGCGUACUACGACAUCCUGGAGGUCAGCACCGACGCUUCCGUGGCCCAGAUCAAGAAGGCCUAUUACCUCAAGGCCAAGCUGGUGCACCCAGACAAGAAUCCCGGCAAUCCUGACGCGGCACGCAAGUUUCAGGAACUAGGUGAAGCCUAUCAGGUCCUAAGUGAUCCGGUGAAAAAGGAGUCUUACGAUAAGUAUGGAAAGGAAGGUCUUCCCCAAGAUAACAUGAUUGAUCCAACUGCUGUCUUUGGGAUGCUUUUUGGGAGCGACCAUUUUGAAGAUUAUGUUGGUCAACUUGCACUAGCAUCUGUUGCUUCAGUAGAGAUUGAGGAAGAAUCAACAACACCUGAGGCAAGGACAAGGGUUCAAGAGAAGAUAAAGGACGUGCAAACCGAAAGAGAGCAAAAACUUACUCAGAUUCUAAAGGAGCGGCUGCAGCCAUAUGUUGAUGGGAACCAAGAAGAGUUUGGUGAUUGGGCAAAUGCAGAAGCUCAGCGUUUGUCUCAAGCUGCUUUUGGUGAGGCUAUGCUUCACACUAUUGGCUACAUUUAUGUUCGACAAGCAGCAAGAGAACUUGGAAAAAGCAAACUGUAUAUGGGUGUACCAUUCAUAGCUGAGUGGGUAAGGGAUAAGGGCCACCAUGUAAAAUCGCAGGUUAAUGCUGCUGCAGGUAAAUCCGAGGAUAUUGAGUUACCCCCUUUUUGGUUAAAGAUGAGCCGAUUCUUCAGUGACUGCUAUACUCCUACUAUAGGUGCAAUUGCUCUGAUACAGCUACAAGAAGGGAUGAAAAAGAUUGAGGAGGGCGACAACAAGGAAGAGCAGCUUAUCAAGAGUAUUGAAGAGAAAAAAGAUGCAAUGCUCAAUUCUUUGUGGAAAAUCAAUGUGGUUGACAUUGAGUCAACGCUUUCACAUGUCUGCCAAGCAGUUUUGAAAGAAAAUAACAUUCCCAGAGAUGUACUGAAGUUGAGAGCAAGAGGAUUGAAAAAGCUGGGAUCAAUCUUUCAAGGCGCGAAGUCACACUACCGGCGCGAAAACAGCCUGCGGGUCGAAGAAGGCACGACAGAGGAGGCGGCGCCGUCGCAGUGAGGACGGCUGCGGAUAACUCUGCCACCGCUCCCCGAGACAGCAACAGCCCCCAACGCCGACCAUCGGAACCUGACAUUGUUCUCUGUCUGAAGAUUGGUAUGCUGUACGAAUGCAAGGCAUCUCUCCAUGCAGCACUCACUUAUCCUGCGACGGUCGAUAUCGAUGUGAAUAAUUCUCUGGAAUCAAUUCAGUGUUUUGUCCCGUACUGGUUUGCAUGACCACCGACCUUUGGAUGUUGAGUCUUAUUCAGAGUCGGACCAAGAGCAAUGCAGUAACGUGAGCAGCUCAACUUUUUGUA